Molecule: messenger RNA, 943 nt
Organism: Medicago truncatula (barrel medic)
Lineage: Eukaryota; Viridiplantae; Streptophyta; Magnoliopsida; Fabales; Fabaceae
Product: NAD(P)H dehydrogenase (quinone) FQR1
Exons: 4
Coding region: 139-750 (203 amino acids)
Cellular component (GO): membrane
Molecular function (GO): NAD(P)H dehydrogenase (quinone) activity; FMN binding
Source: RefSeq, a predicted model, not a curated record
CCACCUUAUUAGUACUAUAUGGUAUAAUUCAAAUAUAAAUAUGGCUUGCUCUCUCCUCUAUUUUGCAUUCCACAAUUCAAGUGUUCGUUAUAAAUUAAGCAUAGAAAGAAACUCAUAGAUACUUAUACAAGAUCAUCAAUGGCUGUCAAAGUUUAUAUUGUGUACUAUUCAAUGUAUGGACAUGUAGAAAGACUAGCAGAAGAAAUAAAGAAAGGGGCAGAGUCUGUUGAAGGUGUUGAAGCCAAACUAUGGCAGGUACCAGAAAUAUUGCCAGAAGAGGUACUUGGUAAGAUGAGAGCACCACCCAAGAGUGAUGUACCAAUCAUUACCCCGAAUGAACUAACCGAAGGUGAUGGUUUUGUCUUUGGAUUUCCAACAAGAUUUGGAAUGAUGGCUGCUCAGUUUAAAGCCUUUCUAGAUGCAACUGGUGGACUAUGGAAAACACAACAGCUUGCCGGUAAGCCUGCUGGAAUCUUCUACAGCACCAGUUCCCAAGGCGGUGGCCAAGAGACUACAGCGCUCACUGCUAUAACUCAAUUGGUUCAUCAUGGAAUGCUAUUUGUUCCAAUUGGGUAUACAUUUGGUGCUGGAAUGUUUGAGAUGGGAGAAGUGAAAGGUGGAAGUCCAUAUGGUUCAGGAACAUAUGCUGGUGAUGGAUCGAGACAGCCAACUAAGCUUGAGUUGGAACAAGCAUUUCACCAAGGAAUGUAUAUUGCUACAAUCACAAAGAAACUCAAGGAAGCUGCAUAAUGUUGUUGAAUUCAAUCCACAUACACGUACAAUUCGAAGAUGCUUGAAAAUCAUUAGUUUAAUUAGUUCUUCUUUUUUCAUUUAAUGUGCUUGCAAGUAACAGUUUUUUAUAUUUCAGAAAUAAAAUUUGUGGUUUUGUAUUAAGUACUACUUUUCAAUUACAUGGUGUAAUGUUUAUUGAAUAAAGCAAGAA